CUCCGAAUACGAUUCUCUCUACUUAAUAAAGCUUGAAGCUUACUGUAAUUGAAGAGCAUGCAUUGAACUAGCUCUACAGUGAGAUAGAUAGAUUGAGAGAGAGGAGACAUGAGUAUUCCAACUGCAACUAUUUGUCUUCACCUCCUGAUUUCUCUGCUUUUAUUAAUGUCUAUAGUCUGUUCUGGUUACAGUGAUCUUGAUGUUCUGCUGAAGCUGAAAUCUUCCAUGAUUGCUCCUAAACGAUCAGGACUGGAAGACUGGCAACCAUCAACUAAUUCCACUGCUCAUUGCUCCUUCUCUGGGGUUUCAUGCGAUGAUAGCUCACGUGUGGUCUCUCUGAACGUGUCGUUCAUGCCUCUCUUUGGUACGUUUCCUCCGGAGAUUGGCCUGUUAAACAGCCUUGUGAACCUGACUAUUUCCGGCGUUAAUCUCACCGGGGGACUCCCUUUAGAGAUGGCCAACCUAACUUCUCUCAGAGUCUUUAACAUCUCCAACAACAUCUUUAAAGGCAAUUUUCCAGGACAAAUCAUUCUUGGAAUGUUACAGCUUGAAACUCUCGAUGUUUACAACAACAAUUUCACCGGUCCACUUCCCAGGGAGAUUGUAAGCCUAAAAUAUCUCAAACAUCUCACUUUUGGCGGCAACUACUUCACCGGCGAGAUUCCAGAGAGUUAUUCAGAGAUUCAGAGCUUGGAGUAUCUGGGCUUAAACGGUAAUACACUUACCAGUAAAGUCCCCGGAUUUUUUUCACGGUUAAAGAACCUCAGAGAAUUGUAUAUCGGCUACUUCAAUCUCUACCACGGGAUAAUUCCGCCUGCUUUUGGAACGUUGAGUGAACUCCGAGUUCUCGAUAUGGCUUCCUGUAACAUUUCAGGUGAGAUUCCUUCUAGUCUGAGUCAAUUAAAGCACCUGCACUCAUUGUUUCUUCAGAUGAACCGCCUUACUGGUUAUAUACCUCCUGAACUCUCCAAUUUGGUUAGCUUGAAAUCUCUUGAUCUUUCCUUCAAUUCGCUCACUGGGGAGAUACCGGAAAAUUUCUCUGCGUUAACAGACAUCAAGCUGAUCCAUCUGUUCAAGAACAAUUUAUAUGGUCCAAUUCCCGCGUUCAUAGGAGAUCUUCCAAAUCUUGAGGUACUUCAGAUAUGGGGUAAUAACUUCACUCUGGAACUGCCUCAGAAUCUUGGCCGGAACGGAAAGCUCAUGAUACUUGACGUUACGUCGAAUCAUCUUACCGGGAUGAUUCCUCGUGAUUUAUGCAAAGGAGGGAAGUUAAAGUCGUUGAUUCUGAUGAACAAUUUCUUCUUUGGUCCAAUUCCUGAAGAGCUGGGCGAGUGCAAGUCUCUGACCAAAAUUCGAGUAACGUAUAACUUCCUCACUGGAACAAUUCCUGCUGGAAUUUUUAGUCUGCCAUCGUUGAAUAUGAUUGAGUUAGACAACAACUUGUUAUCAGGCGAACUUCCAGAAAAGAUGUCCAGUGACUCACUCAACCAGUUGAAAGUGGCUAACAAUAGUAUAACUGGGAAAAUUCCUCCAGCAAUCGGAAAAUUUCCGGAUUUGAAUGUCCUGUCUCUCCAGAACAACAAAUUUGCUGGCGAAAUUCCCAAGGAGAUCUUCAAUCUCAAGCAUAUUUCGACGGUAGACCUUAGUGGCAACAACAUUAGCGGUGAAAUUCCCCUUUCAAUUUCGAGUUGCAUUUCUCUAACAUCAGUUGAUUUCAGUAGAAACAGACUCGAUGGGGAGAUACCAAUAGGGAUUUCUGAGCUGAAAAAUCUGGGCAUUCUUAAUCUCUCAAGAAACCAGGUCACUGGUCCAAUACCAAAUGAAAUUCGAUUUAUGACCAGUCUCACUGCUCUUGAUCUAUCUUAUGACAAUUUUCAAGGUAGCAUACCCACUGGAGGUCAGUUUCUGGCCUUCAACAUGACCUCGUUUGAAGGAAAUCCCAACUUAUGUUUCCCGCCUCAGGUAACUUGCUCAGCACUGUUAAAAUCGGAUAAGCAUUCAGGCCACAACCAUGCAGCAUCAUUUGGUACUUCAAAGCUUGUGAUCACAGUCAUUACCUUAGUCACUGCAGCGUUGUUGAUUAUCGUCACUAUUUAUAAAUUAAGAAAGAAGAGACUUCAAAAUUCGAGGGCUUGGAAGCUUACUGCAUUCCAACAUUUAAAUUUCAAAGCUGAGGAUGUGCUUGAGAGCUUGAAAGAUGAGAACAUAAUCGGCAAAGGCGGUGCUGGGAUUGUCUAUCGUGGCUCCAUGCCAGACGGUGUUGACGUGGCAAUCAAGAUGUUGGUAGGUCGAGGUACAGGACGGAGCGAUCACGGUUUCUCAGCGGAGAUUCAAACUCUUGGUCGAAUCAGGCACAGAAACAUCGUCAGGUUAUUGGGUUAUGUAUCAAACAAGGAUACCAACUUGUUAUUAUACGAAUAUAUGCCUGUUGGAAGCUUAGGAGAGUUGUUGCAUGGAGCGAAAGGAGGGCAUUUGCAAUGGGAAACGAGAUACAGAAUAGCUUUGGAGGCUGCCAAGGGACUGUGUUAUCUACAUCAUGAUUGCUCGCCCUUGAUCAUUCACAGGGAUGUCAAGUCAAACAAUAUAUUGCUUGAUUCCGAUUACGAGGCUCAUGUGGCUGAUUUUGGCCUCGCCAAGUUCUUGCAGGACCCAGGUGCCUCUGAGUGCAUGUCUGCCGUUGCUGGUUCCUAUGGUUACAUUGCACCAGAGUAUGCCUACACACUAAAAGUAGAUGAGAAAAGCGAUGUAUACAGUUUCGGCGUUGUACUGCUGGAGCUAAUAGCCGGAAAAAAGCCAGUGGGAGAGUUUGGAGAUGGAGUGGACAUAGUGAGGUGGGUCAGGAAAACCAUAUCAGAGCUCGCCCAACCGUCGGAUGCAGCGGCGGUGAUGGCAGUAGUGGACCCCAGGCUUAGUGGGUAUCCACUGACAAGCGUCAUUCAUCUGUUCAAAAUUGGUAUGAUGUGCGUUGAGGAUGAAAGCUCGGCUCGACCCACCAUGAGGGAAGUAGUUCAUAUGCUGGCCAACCCCCCUCAGUCUAUAUUCCAAAUCUGAUCACCCUUUAGAUGAAUACAUAGGGCUCUGAGUAAAUAAAAGGCAAAGCAAAUUGUAAUAAUUUUGAGACAAGAAUGCGACAGUAACUUGAAUAGUGGGACAAGGUGGUUAGUGUGUGUGUUUCCGAAUUUGGCCUCUCUGAUUUAAUAUCUGUUUGUAAAAGUUUACAUGGGAGUGGAAGUAACGCAGAAGUUGUAUAUUUUUUACUCCUAGCUUGUAUAUUCAAACUGAGCCUAACAUGGAUUUAAGUUCAAUUA
Mangifera indica (mango) is the source of this 3308-nucleotide messenger RNA. Its product is annotated as receptor protein kinase CLAVATA1. The transcript is spliced from 2 exons. NCBI's taxonomy places the organism in Eukaryota, Viridiplantae, Streptophyta, Magnoliopsida, Sapindales, Anacardiaceae. The record is from RefSeq and is a predicted model, not a curated record. Gene Ontology annotation, molecular function: receptor serine/threonine kinase binding; protein kinase activity; ATP binding. Bases 109 to 3051 code for a protein of 980 amino acids. Gene Ontology annotation, biological process: protein phosphorylation.